Molecule: messenger RNA, 2758 nt
Organism: Macadamia integrifolia
Lineage: Eukaryota; Viridiplantae; Streptophyta; Magnoliopsida; Proteales; Proteaceae
Product: receptor-like protein 9DC3
Exons: 4
Coding region: 38-2758 (906 amino acids)
Molecular function (GO): protein binding
Source: RefSeq, a predicted model, not a curated record
UCUCUACAUCUCUCCCUCCCUCUGUUGAGACAACAAUAUGAGAACAUCAAUACUAUUGUUGUUGUGUAACCUAGUCUUAUUUCUGUCCUUGUUUUGUGCCUGUUUUUCUUAUUCUUCUUCCUUGGAGCAAUCAUGUCUCCACGAUCAGAUGUCUUCUUUGCUUCAACUGAAGCAUGAGCAAUCUUGUUCCUAUAAUUAUGAUACUCUCAAGUCUUGGAAGCCCAAUACCAAUUGUUGUUCAUGGACUGGCGUCACUUGUGAUGGACACACCGGUCAUGUGAUUGGUCUCGACCUCAGUUCAUCUGGACUCUGUAGUUCUAUCCAUCCCACCAGUGGACUAUUCCAUCUUCGUCACCUCCAAUCACUCACUCUGUUCAACAAUUCAUUUGAUGGCUCUAUUCCAUCUGGGUUCGAUCAACUCUCCGAGUUAACACAUCUCGACCUCUCUUGGAAUUCUUUUCGAGGUCAAAUCCGUGCCAAUUCUGCCCUUUUCCUCCUUCCUAAUCUCCAAACACUCAAUCUCUCCGACAACUAUUUUAAGGGAUCUAUCCCAUCUGGGUUCGAUCAACUCUCCGAGUUAACACAUCUCGACCUCUCUUGGAAUUCUUUUCAAGGUCAAAUCAUGCCAAUUUUAGCAUCUUCCACCUUCCUAACCUCCAAACACUUGAUCUCUCCUUCAACAAAUUUGAGGGCUCUAUUCCAUAUGGGUUUGAUCGACUCUACAAGGUUGAAACUUGAAAACCCCAACCUGAGAACUCUCAUUCAUAAUUUAUCCAGUUUGAUUGAGCUUGAUCUUGAUUCGGUGAACAUGUCAGAUUAUGAUAAGAAUUAUUGGUAUCGGAGCUUAUCCUCGAUGCUCUCUAACCUUCAACGGCUAUCAUUGUCUAACUGUUCACUUUCAGGGCCCAUGGAUGCAUCCCUUUCAAACCUCCAUUUCCUCUCAGAGCUCGAUCUUGGCUUCAACAAUUUAUCUUCCAUAUCAAUACAAGAUCUCCUAGGGAGACUUCCUUCUUUGAGAGUAUUGAGUCUCUUCUCUACAGGAUUGUAUGGAGAGCUUCCAGACAACUUUUUCAGCCUACAACCGGACUUACAAUAUUUGGAUUUAUCUUACAACAAUCUCCUCUUAGGUCAAAUCCCUUCCUUUUUGAAGGACAAAUUCCCCAAUCUUCGGGAUCUACAAUUGAGUAACAAUUUGCUUCAAGGACCGAUUCCAUCUUCCUUUGCAAAUCUUACCCAACUUAAAAUUUUGAAUCUUUCAAAUAAUAGUUUGACGGGCCAAAUCUCUUCCAUUUUCAAGGAUGGAUUUCUCAAUCUUUGGAUUUUUCAAUUGAGUAACAAUUUGCUUCACGGACCAAUUCCAUCUUCCUUUGCAAAUCUUACCCAACUUGAAAUGUUGGAUCUUUCAAAUAAUAGUUUGACGGGCCAAAUCCCUUACAUUUUCAAGGAUGGAUUUCCCAAUCUUCAGAUUCUAAGGUUGACAAACAAUUUGCUUCAAGGGCCCAUUCCAUCUUCUUUUGCAAAUAUUACCUACCUUUCCCAAUUAGAUUUUUCAUAUAAUAAUUUGACUGGUCAAAUUGAUUCCUUCUUCAUGGGUAGAUUUUUCAAUAUUAGGUACAUAACCUUAAGGAACAAUUUGUUUGAAGGACCGAUCCCUAACUCUACCUGUACCAGAGGAACUAAUCUGGAAGUUCUUGAUUUGUCCUAUAACAAAUGGAGCGGUGUGAUUCCAAGGUGCUUUGGUCACUUGUCUGGCAAUCUAAUUGUCCUAAAUCUCGAGCAAAACAACUUGACUGGGCCCAUUCCCGAUGCUUACACCAAAGGAUGCAAACUACAAAUAGUCAAAGUCAAUGGGAAUCAACUACAGGGAAAAUUACCAACAUCAUUGAAAAGUUGCAAGGAUAUGGAUGUGUUAGAUGUUGGGAACAACCAGUUGAGCAGCACCUUUCCCUUCUGGUUGCAAAGCCUACCCCAAUUGCAUGUUUUGGUUUUGCAAUCGAACAAAUUCUAUGGCCCCAUUACACAAAAAUCAAAGGCUGAUUUUCAUUCUCCCUUCCCAAUGCUACAUGUCUUUGACAUCUCUCUAAACAUAUUUACAGGAGAAUUGCCCCUGGAAUAUAUUUGUCAAUGGAAAUCAUUGUUGAAUACAGAUAUGAAGAAGAUCAUAGAAACAUUCACCACCAUAAAUCUUUCUAGCAACAAGUUUCAAGGAAAUAUUUCAGUUGCAAUUGGGAAACUUAAAGCACUAAUGGGGCUCAAUUUAUCUGCAAAUGACCUCACGGGUCAAAUUCCAUCAUCAUUUUCUCAGUUGAUCAGGCUUGAGUCAUUAGAUCUUUCCAGAAAUAGUUUAUCAGGGAAAAUCCCCCAACAAUUGGCAGCUCUCGCAUUCCUUUCAGCUUUGAAUCUAUCACAAAACCAUCUCACAGGAAGUAUACCACAAGGCAACCAGUUUGGAACAUUUUCAGCUACUUCAUAUGAAGGGAAUGUGGGAUUAUGCGGAUUUCCAUUACAAAAAAGAUGUGGAAUCAUAGAAAGUGCAUUACCUCCAGCUUUGGCACUUGAAAAGGAAGAAGAUUCAACAAGUUUACUUGAUUGGAGAUUUGUGAUUGCAGGGUAUUGUUCUAGAGUGAUAAUUGGGGUGGUGAUUGGCCAUAUUAUGUUUUGGAGGAUCAUUGGAUGCUUCAAAUUAACAUCAAGAAUGAGAAGACUCAAGCAAAGACAAGGAUCAAGGAAGAGCAAAAGCCAUGGAAGAGUAAAAUGA